This is a messenger RNA of Histoplasma capsulatum G186AR, 1894 nucleotides long. RefSeq names its product vacuolar ATP synthase subunit B. The record is from RefSeq and is a predicted model, not a curated record. Gene Ontology annotation, molecular function: proton-transporting ATPase activity, rotational mechanism; ATP binding. The transcript is spliced from 9 exons. Lineage: Eukaryota; Fungi; Ascomycota; Eurotiomycetes; Onygenales; Ajellomycetaceae. The coding region runs from base 1 to 1521 and encodes 506 amino acids. Gene Ontology annotation, cellular component: proton-transporting V-type ATPase, V1 domain. Gene Ontology annotation, biological process: proton transmembrane transport; ATP metabolic process.
AUGGCUCCAGGAAUCAGCGACCCCAGGAUGGUGUCCGUCAACCCUCGGAUUCGAUAUAACACUAUAGGAGGCAUCAAUGGUCCUUUGGUUAUCCUUGACAAUGUGCGAGCGUUGGUUUAUUUUGACGCUUCUAGGAUCUAUAUCCCGGUUAAAUUCCCCCGCUAUAACGAGAUCGUAUCUCUGACACUCCCCGAUGGAUCGGAGAAGUCUGGCCAGGUUUUGGAAGCUAGAGGCGACAGGGCUGUGGUCCAGGUUUUUGAAGGCACUCACGGUAUUGAUGUUAAAAAGACCAAAGUCGAGUUCACUGGUCACAGUCUCAAACUUGGUGUCUCGGAAGACAUGCUUGGACGGAUCUUUGAUGGAUCUGGACGAGCAAUUGAUAAAGGCCCUAAGGUGUUUGCGGAGGAAUAUCUGGAUAUUAAUGGCAGUCCAAUAAACCCAUACUCUCGAGUAUAUCCAGAAGAAAUGAUCUCGACUGGUAUCUCAGCCAUCGACACAAUGAAUUCCAUUGCCCGCGGACAGAAAAUUCCUAUUUUCUCUGCUGCUGGUCUUCCACACAAUGAGAUUGCUGCACAGAUCUGUCGUCAAGCCAGUCUGGUGAGCAAGCCCACCAAAGACGUGCAUGACGGACAUGAAGACAAUUUCUCCAUUGUGUUCGCCGCAAUGGGCGUGAACAUGGAAACAAGUCGUUUCUUUACCCGUGAUUUCGAGGAGAAUGGCACACACAGGAUCGAACGAAUCAUCACUCCUCGCCUUGCUCUUACUACCGCAGAAUAUUACGCCUAUCAAUUGGAGAAACAUGUUCUUGUCAUCUUGACUGAUCUUUCUGCGUAUUGUGAUGCUCUGCGAGAGGUUUCAGCCGCCAGAGAAGAGGUCCCGGGUAGACGUGGAUAUCCUGGCUACAUGUACACUGAUCUGUCAACCAUUUAUGAACGAGCUGGUCGUGUCGAGGGCCGUAAUGGCUCUAUUACGCAAAUUCCUAUCUUGACUAUGCCCAACGACGAUAUCACCCACCCAAUUCCUGAUCUAACCGGCUAUAUUACCGAAGGCCAAAUUUUCGUGGACCGCCAGCUUCACAACAAGGGUAUCUACCCCCCAAUAAAUGUAUUGCCAUCCCUUUCUCGACUCAUGAAGUCUGCCAUCGGUGAAGGCCGUACCCGCAAGGACCACGGUGAUGUAUCCAACCAACUAUACGCCAAAUAUGCUAUUGGCCGUGAUGCUGCUGCCAUGAAAGCUGUCGUCGGUGAAGAAGCACUCUCGGCCGAGGAUAAGCUCUCUCUCGAAUUCUUAGAUAAAUUCGAACGAACAUUCAUCUCCCAAUCACCUUAUGAGUCCCGCACUAUCUUCGAGUCUCUUGACUUGGCGUGGAACCUCCUCCGCAUUUAUCCCAAGGAUUUGCUUAACCGUAUCCCCAGGAAAGUCAUUGAGGAGUAUUACCAGCGCUCUGGUAAGGGACGGACAAAGGGGAAUAAAGAUACGAGAGAUAACACAGCCCCGGAGGCGAAUUUAAUUGACGUGUAAGAAGUGACCCGUCUGGGGUUGAAGAGGCAGCUUGGUAUGUCACUGGAAUGUUUUCCUUUCACUUGGUUUUCUUUUUUUGGGUAGAGGAUUAUUUUGAUGUGAAUGGAGCGGGGUUUUUGUUUCCAAAUAAUUAGGGCUCUGCCCUGCUGUGUCCUUCCUUAUAUGCCUUAUUGCCAUUACAUAUAUGGCUUACACCUGUCACAUAAUUAUACGACAUGUUGGGCGGCGAAGAAUAUCUGAUUUUAUUUUCUCCCUUUUUAUAUUUCUUUAUUAUCCCCAUUUUUUUUAAAUCAUUCAUUCGAUCAAAUUAAUUAUUGUUAUCUUUUCAACCCUUUCCCUGUAGCACCAUUUAAUUCGAUCUUACAUAUAUGUU